Clonostachys rhizophaga is the source of this 2448-nucleotide messenger RNA. Lineage: Eukaryota; Fungi; Ascomycota; Sordariomycetes; Hypocreales; Bionectriaceae. The record is from the annotation of a GenBank genome assembly.
AUGGCGCCGACAGGAGAUUUAAAAGGCACCAACUACGAAGGCCAGGAGGAGGUUUCAAAUCAAGCGCAGUCUUCUUGUGAUCUACAGCAACCUCAGCCUGACAAUUUUCAUACGGCUCCGCCUGAUAAUACAUACAUAUUAUCUGGACAGACAAGUUUGAGCGAACCUCCAUCAUAUAGCGUGCGAGAGAGCAUACUUCCUCUCAACAUUGUUAUACAGGUUGUCGGGUCACGGGGCGAUGUUCAGCCAUUUGUGGCACUGGGUAGGGCGCUCCAACUAUUUGGUCAUCGCGUGAGGAUCGCGACACAUGCCCAGUUUCAGGAAUUCGUUAGGUCCUCUUCUCUCGAGUUCUUUGAUAUUGGUGGAGACCCGGCUGAUUUGAUGGCAUUCAUGGUCGAAACGCCAUCGAUGAUACCCACUUUGAAACAAUUGCGAGCCGGAAUUGUUCAAAGGAAGAGAGCCAUGUAUAAGGAAAUGCUGAGCGGGUUCUGGAAAUCGUGUAUCGACGCCGACAGUCAGAGCAAUAUUCCGUUUGUCGCCGACGCUAUUAUUGCGAAUCCUCCCAGUUUUGCCCAUGUCCAUUGUGCACAAGCGCUUGGAAUACCGCUACAUCUCAUGUUUACGAUGCCAUGGACAAGCACGAAGGAAUUUGCCCAUCCGCUUGCGAACAUUACUGCAGCCGAUCUAGAUUCGAGAAAGGCAAACUACGCAUCAUAUGCUGCCAUUGAGCUACUUACAUGGCAAGGGCUUGGGGAUUUGGUAAAUGAUUGGAGAGUUUCUUCGCUGGGGCUAGAGCCUGUCCCUGGCAUGGAAGGUCACCGGCUUGCAGAAGCACUUGAGAUCCCGUUUACAUAUUGCUGGUCACCUUCACUAGUUCCGAAGCCUAGCGAUUGGGGCUCUCAUAUAAACGUUGGCGGUUUCUUCUUUAGAGAUGAAACUACCUACUCCCCUCCUUUGGAGUUGGAGACAUUCUUGAACAAUGGGCCUCCGCCGAUAUAUGUUGGGUUCGGCAGCAUCGUGGCGAGCGGGAGCGAGGGCCUUUUGACCACAGUACUCAACGCAGCAAGAGCUGUCGGGACGAGAGUUGUCAUUUCGCAAGGGUGGAGUAAUCUAGGGGGCGAGAAUGCUCCCGAUGUAUUCUUCAUUGGCGAUUGCCCUCAUGAGUGGCUAUUUCCACGAGUGGCAGCUGUUGUUCACCAUGGAGGUGCAGGAACAACGGCAUGUGGGUUGCGAUAUGGAAAGCCUACCACAAUCAUUCCAUUUUUCGGAGAUCAACCGUUCUGGGGCAACGUGGUCGCAAAGGCUGGAGCUGGGCCAGAGCCCAUUCCAUACCGAUUCUUAACGUCACAAAACCUAAAGCAGGCACUGGAGUAUUGUCUUACAUCGGGGGCGGUGGAAGCUGCUCGACGCAUUGCCGACUCUAUUAUUCACGAAGAUGGGGUGACCGCUGCAGUACAAGCAUUUCAUACAAACCUACCAUUGGCCAAGAUGAGAUGUGAUUUUCGUCCAAAAUUAACAGCAUCACUAUGUUAUAGGAAGGGCAAAAGAGAAGUCAAGAUGUGUAAGCAAGCAGCGGCAGUACUAGCCAAAGAACAAUGCCUGCCGGUCAAACAUCUGGAUCUGUAUCGGACCGCCCCUAUCACAAUAGACAGCCUACGAUGGGAUCCGAUCACAGCACUCUCGGCGGCAUCCUUGUCUACAAUAUUCAGGAUUGUCGGUGACACUGCUGAUAUUGUAAUCAGGCCAUUCAAAAUCCAUAAGAGCAAAACAGAAGAAGUUACAGAAGAGUUAGCCCCAAAGAGGCACAGCAUAGCGCCAUCCUUUGCGAUGUUACCCCUACCAGAAUUUCCCGAAUCAGAACAACUGGCAGAGGCGAUCGCGAGAGUUCCGAAUACCAACCUUCCACUGGGCUCUCAACGCCAAGCGGCAUCGGCUGUUCUGAGUGAUUUCGGCAAACUCGCUGGCAAUGCGACAAAGGGGAUAUUGAUCGACAUUCCACUCGCUCUUACCGAAGGUCUUCGCGCCGUACCUCGGCUUUAUGGCACCCCUGUGAGGAAACAUGACCCGGUGGACAAUUUUCAGUCGGGUCUAGUAGUGGCUGGGAAAACUUUCUGUGAAGGGAUGGCUGGUGGUGUUAGUGAUAUUUUCGUCCACACUUACCAUGGAAAGAAGGUUGAAGGUGCGGCUGGUGCCACCAAAGGCCUAGGAAAGGGGGUAGCAAGCUUUGUUACAAAGACGACUUCUGCCACCCUCGGUUUGUUUUCUUAUCCCGCCCAGGGUUUGUAUCGUUCAGCUUGGGCGGCCACUCAUGUGGAACCUCGGAAGAUGAUGAUUAUGGCCAAGUUGACGGAGGGGGACUGGCUGGUAUCAGAGGAGCCGCAGUGGAGCACUGAUCGUGACGCUAUCCUUCAGGAUUUCAAUGGUUUGAGGGGACAACGAACACCUUGA